Molecule: messenger RNA, 1200 nt
Organism: Nicotiana tabacum (common tobacco)
Lineage: Eukaryota; Viridiplantae; Streptophyta; Magnoliopsida; Solanales; Solanaceae
Source: RefSeq, a predicted model, not a curated record
GCAAUUUCCACCUGUGCUUCCUCUCCCUCCUUAUAUAAGUUUCAGUAGUUCUGAUCCAAAAUCCAGUCUUUUGUAAACGUCCUCCGUUUUUAACUUUAGUAUCAGAAAAUUCGUCAAAUUAAUUAACACAAAAUGGCAGCAAAUGAUGUGCCAUGCUGUGAAACCAUGUUUUGGGUAUACUUAGUAAUCAGUGUGUCACUUGUGUGUUUUGCUGGACUUAUGUCUGGACUAACACUAGGACUCAUGUCCCUUAGCCUUAUGGAUCUUGAAGUCCUCAUUAAGGCUGGUCAGCCAAAUGAUCGCAAAAACGCAGAGAAAAUUCUUCCCAUCGUAAAGAAUCAGCACUUGCUCCUUUGUACCCUUCUAAUAUGUAACGCCAUGGCUAUGGAGGCUCUUCCAAUAUUUCUAGAUGCUCUACUUCCUGCAUGGGGUGCUAUACUAAUAUCAGUCACCCUUAUUCUAGCCUUUGGAGAGAUUAUUCCUCAGGCAGUCUGUUCUCGCUAUGGACUGAGCAUUGGUGCAAGAUUGUCACCUUUGGUUCGUUUGCUUGUCAUAAUUGUCUUCCCUUUAUCUUAUCCCAUCAGUAAGUUGUUGGAUCGACUCCUGGGUAAAGGGCACUCAGCACUUUUACGCCGUGCUGAGCUGAAGACCUUAGUGAAUAUGCAUGGUAAUGAGGGAUCAUGAACCAGUUAUCUGCUAUGGGCAUUAAAUUUGAUAAAGAAAUUCAAGGCCUGUUUCUACUUGGUUCCCUACCAGAUUCUUGGGAAAUUCUUAGAACUUCAUUAUCAAAUUCUGCUCCGGAUGGUGUGAUCUCUAUGGAUCUUGCCAAGAGCAGCCUUUUAAAUGAAGAGAUGAGAAGAAAAUCUCAGGGUUCCUCCUCAUCAGAUGUCUUGGUGACUGACUCUAGGGGAGAAGCAAGAAUCGGGGUUCUCAAAAUAGAGAACAUAAUAGAAGCAAAUCCAGAAGCAGACUUAAAGAUAUAGAGUGCUAUCAUUGCGGGAAGAAAGGGCACACAAAGAAGUUAUGCCGGAUUUUAAAAAAGGAGAAUAGAGAUAAGGAAGAAUAGAAAGAAGAUGGCAAUCGUGUGGCCACCGUCACUACAAAAGAUCUUGUUACCGUCCUUGAUGCAGAUCUGAUAAAUAUUGCUUGUGAUGAGUCAAUCUGGGUUGUGGACAGUGGUGCCACAUCUCAUGUGACAUC